AUGGGCAUUAAGUUGGUUCGGUAUAAAGGCAAGUACUGUGUUUACCGGUUCUCUGAAGAGCAUAAUCAUGUUCUUGUUAAGAAAGACUAUGUGCAUUUGUUGCCAUCUCAACAUAACGUCACAACUUUGGAUAAUGUGUUUUUAGACUUGACUGCAAGUUCCAGAGUUUCGCCAAAGGCUGCAUUUGAUUUAAUGGGUAAGCAAGCUAGUGGUAGGGAGUCAUUUGGAUUUACAAAGCUAGACCAAAAGAAUUAUCUCCGAACUUUGGACAAUGAGGAGAAGAUUACUAACAUUUUCUGGGCAUAUGCUAAAAUGAUAAUGGAUUAUGGUAUGUUUGGAGAUGUUGUAAGUUUUGAUACGACUUACAAAAUUAAUGAAGCAAAUCGACCAUUUGCAGUGUUUGUUGGGCUAAAUCACCACAGGCAGAUGGUUAUAUUUGGUGCUGCUCUAAUGUAUGACGAGACUGCGACAUCUUUCAUAUGA
Argentina anserina (silverweed cinquefoil) is the source of this 483-nucleotide messenger RNA. Its product is annotated as protein FAR1-RELATED SEQUENCE 5-like. The transcript has 2 exons. Bases 1 to 483 code for a protein of 160 amino acids. The record is from RefSeq and is a predicted model, not a curated record. Lineage: Eukaryota; Viridiplantae; Streptophyta; Magnoliopsida; Rosales; Rosaceae. Gene Ontology annotation, biological process: regulation of DNA-templated transcription.